This is a messenger RNA of Trypanosoma rangeli, 789 nucleotides long. RefSeq lists its product as uncharacterized. The coding region runs from base 1 to 789 and encodes 262 amino acids. The transcript has a single exon. NCBI's taxonomy places the organism in Eukaryota, Euglenozoa, Kinetoplastea, Trypanosomatida, Trypanosomatidae. The record is from RefSeq and is a predicted model, not a curated record.
AUGCGCCGCUCGAUGUCUUUGUUUGGGGUCUGGGGGGUUCUGCGCGAGGAGUUAAAUAAGAUCCCUGCCAUGCUGCAUUUCCAUGCAAAUGAGUCUGUCGAUGCCGCAAAAAGAGCCGGUCAUUCGCUGAAGAAUGUCUACUUGGAUGAAAACCCGGAACUAGCAGAGAAGCGCAAAAAACAUCGUGAGUCAUAUGAGGAGAUACUACGACAACAGCAGCAACGGGCAAAAGAAGCGUCUGAGGAGUCACUGCGGGGGCUCAGCUUCAUGGAACGUAUCAAGAAACGUGUAGUUUCCGUCAACAAGGCAUUAAAAGAGGCUACUUCUACAAAUGCCGGAGCUAUGGCGCUGCUGCAGCAUUGCACUGCGUCGCACGCGGCGGAGGUUGCGGUGGAAGAAGGUAUUGAUGUAAAAAAUGUAACCUUGCAACUCGAGAAGAAGAAGACUGGCACGCAGGUUGGAUAUGAGACUGUGGUAGUGGGUUACAUUGACGCCCCAAAGGCGUCGGAAGCGGAGGUGAUGGCGUUUGCUGAGAAGCUGCAGAAACGGUGCCCGGUAGCCAACUCUAUGAAAGGAAGAAUAGAAUGGCGUAGUGUGUCCUCCACCACGCCUAAAGCUGACGGUGGAAAUAAGGAUGAGGGCACCGCAGACGCGAUUCCAAUGGGAACUCCAGGAUUUAGGCGCUACGUCUCAUCGACUGCGAAAGGAGUUGGCGGAGGUCUACAAGAUCCUGAUGAGCUGCAUCUUCCUGGUAGCAAGCCGUGCAGUGACGAGAAACGUGACAAGUAA